AUGUCCACAGCUGAGGGUCAUCAACUUCCAUUGACUGUUUAUGUCAAUUUGGAUAAGAACUUGAAAGCUACUGGCAAACUUUAUACUGAUGACGGAGUCAGUUUUGAGUAUCAAGAUAAUAAAAAACUAUAUGCCCAACUGUCAUUUACCGAAGAGCACAUGCUGAAAGUGGAUGUUAUCGGGAAGCAAGACAAUAAAGACCUGACGGUUGUCAUAGAAACAAUAGUCAUCAAUGAUUGGAAUCGUACGGAAGUGUCGAUCCAUCAUCACGCCGAUGAAGACGGUAACUUCCUGAGCAAUAUCAAUGUUAUUCAUGCUUUAAGAAAUAACGAAAACAAAAUGUUGUACAAGCUUAGACGCUAAGUUAAGAUUAAAAGUAUAGUUCAAGCUGCAAUUUUGUCAUUCUCUUUAUACAAUUAAUAUAACCCUGUAC
Acanthoscelides obtectus is the source of this 433-nucleotide messenger RNA. The record is from the annotation of a GenBank genome assembly. Lineage: Eukaryota; Metazoa; Arthropoda; Insecta; Coleoptera; Chrysomelidae.